Messenger RNA from Dermacentor andersoni, 4911 nucleotides. RefSeq lists its product as uncharacterized. NCBI's taxonomy places the organism in Eukaryota, Metazoa, Arthropoda, Arachnida, Ixodida, Ixodidae. The record is from RefSeq and is a predicted model, not a curated record.
GCUCAUUUGUUGCCGCAUGACGCGCACGAUACGUGACCGGUAGCUCUGCUUGCUUGUACAGCCGUGCUAGAGCUGCAACGAAGGAUAUUAAGCGGUCGCAUAUGCUAUUCAAAGCGAAAUAAAAUGCCGCGAAGCUAUCACAUUGUCGCUCAUAAACGAAGUCUUCUCGCUGCGCAAAGCGUCAGUGGAGAACUUCACUGUUGGAAGUGCUGAAGUGUCGUAGCCCACGCGUCCAGCCCCCUUGGAGCCCUGCGGGGCCCUGCAGAUACACGUCUUCUUCAACAUGAUGACCACAGACAUCAUCCGCGAACUGGGCGAAGACCCUGACAAAGUAUGCGGUCACGAGGAGCAUAUUGUGCUCAAGCUCGAGAAUCCGUGGCCGACUUCGACGUCUUCAUCUUCGACACCGCCACAACUCCCGAAGGGCCUGUCCCUUAACGGUGAUGGCCGUCUCAUCACCACCACUUCUGACGCCUUCGUGGAGAACCGUAGUUUCCUCUGUGAGCACCGUGUAGUUGGAGCACUGUUUGCCGGCUGUGCCUCGUUUGAUGAAUGCAGACCGUUGGGUGCUGCUGCGCGUGCUGUGCUCUCCGACGUUCAAACGCUUGUGAUUGUCCACAACCGGGACUUUGUGCGCACCCUGGUCGACUUGUUCCGCUCGGUGGAGGUGCUUGUCCUGCACCAUGACAUGCGGCUGCAGAUGCCAGAGGACGAGUGGGGUGACAUUGGCGGUGCCCCCCCGCAGCUGAAGCGCCUCAUCGGCAGCACGCCGGCGUUGGGGGCACACAACCUUUUCCUGAGUGCGGCAACUAUCUGCGGCCUGCUUGGUGACUGCCCCUAUCUGUGCGAGUUGCAGACGUCGAUGCAUGAGAUCCUGAGCCCAGCCAAUCCAUUGGUGAGCAUGCUGCUGGCGGCACGCCCCUCCCUCCUCACGACAUGGAACCUUAUUCUCGGGGCAGACGUGGAGCGGCUGGAUGGCACAACCGGUGUCGUCUGGGACAUCACGCCGGGACACAUGGUCCAGGCCAACAUGUUCUUCCGCAGCCUACGGCGCAUUGAGGUGACCACAACCCACAGCCAGACUAUUGCAGCCAUCGGUAUCUUUGAACAGCUUACUGACGUCUCGUUAAUGUUUAUCGCACAAGGCACAUUGUGCUCAUUCCAAGGGCUGGUUGAGAACACACUCAAGCGCCUCCAGCUCAAGCACCUGUCACUCAAGUUUGUCAAGGACAUCAGCCUUCUCGCUGUUGCUGAGCACUGGCCACGCCUGCAGACACUGUCUCUCGCCGAGUGCUCCGUCGUUGACUACGAUAUCGAUGACAUUUUGCCAGGAUCAUUUGCGGGACUUGUCAAGCUGCGAUUGGGAUCAGAAAUCACGAUCCGCUCACUCGAGGCGCUGCUGGGGGCGACGCGACGGCUUGUUUCGCUGCGCCUUGAAGGGAACCUCCUAGUGACAUCGUUUGUUAUCCGGAGUUCACUUGGCUCAUUGCCAAGGCUCGAACGCCUCGUGCUCGGCACCAAGCAAUCGCUGCCGGCGCUGAUCUUAACCGGAAAUGACUUGCGGUACCUGAUCAAGGCAUUGCCCGCACUCCAGUAUGUGGCAACCGACAGCUAUGACCUGCGAGUGUUUUUUGAAAACUACAUGCCGUGGGUGACACUUGGCUGGGGCCAAUGUACGACCUGUGCUGCUGAAUUCCCACGUGUUGAUGAGACUCAGAGGGAGUUUUGGCAAAAGGCGGUGACACCGAUCAAGCGGGGGAGGUGAAUAGUGAGGUCAACUUCCAUCCCUGGUCAAAAAUGGUGCAAAGUAGCAAUCGCUUGUGUCCUGGCCAGACACAGCUGUUUCUUGGACACAACUUGCUCUGGCCCCACGGUAUCUUGCUUGUGAUAGAACUUUGGUGUUAUCUCCAACCACAGUGUACUUGGUCAGUGCAACAGAUUGCCUGCUGGUUAAAAGAUAUUGGCUCGGCCACCUCAAUCCUGACAAACUGCAAAGCUGCUGUUCCCCUUGUGAACUAGGACUCAUCUUGGUCACAGUUGUGCCUUGUGUGCAGCUGGUGCCUGUUACCAGGCAGCUAGUGCCAGUACUGCUCCUAACCAGCAGUGAUACAUGUUCCUGAACAAGCACCGCUGCCUGCACAAGAAUACAUGGCCCCUGACAACUUUGACUUAUGGCUCUUCCAAGCUGCCUGCCAGUGGUGGCAUUGAACUGGUACCAGAUGUUGAACUGGUACUGAGCACGCUAUGUUCUAUGCCAACUUCCAUGCUAUGGUGAGGUGCAGAGUAUGUUCUUGCAGCAGGAUUGUUGUGCUUCCUAGUUCUCAAGGUGAAGCGGUAGCAAGGAUUUUGUUCGGGGAUAUGAGGAUGAUGUCUCCAACUAAAAGAGCUGAGAAACAUGAGACAUUCAUUUUUUUAGACUGUCAUUUGAAAGCACACCAACGUACCUGGCAGCUAGAGCAUACCUAAUGCUUGUGUUGCACCUGUUUGUUUUUUUGGCAGGCAGACAUUUACCUUAUAAUAGUACCCAUGGCUGGAAAUAACUGCUUUGCAGGUGCGGCACUCAUGCACUUGUUCUCUCAGCUAUAUGUGUGUUGUUUCUAUGGCAAUCAUUUGUGGAUGUGCCAGCGACAUGGUGUCCCUGUUUGCUGCUAAUAUCAAGAUCGGUGCAGUAGAAGGCUGGUUGACGGUAAGUUGUGUUGAAGCACUGCACGUAACAUUUGCAUACUUGCACAUUGCCUUUGUGCUAGGCUGUUGAUAGUAUGCUGGUGGACUUGCAGAGUAGCUUUUGCUAUUUUGACAAUGCUGUAUUACAAUGAUAAUGAUGGGAAAACUAGAUCAUUUUAAGCAUGCGCUGUAGAAUGUAGGCAAACGUAAUGCACCUUCAGAAAGUGAUGCAGUAAAUGGGCACCAUUUGUUACAACUGGUUAUUGCAAGUACUGUCAUUAUAAACAGGCUGUUAUUUGCAUUGAUGCAUUUACUGUCAUGGGGUUGAACAUCGAGAUGUAAGAAAUGAGUUGGAGUUGAUUGAAUCUCAAGUGCUAGACGGCACUUACUGUGAGCUAUUUGUCGUAAACGUAGUCAUUUCCAAGACGGGCAACACAGACCAGAGAAGUUUGUGCACAAUGAUGUACCCCAGAUGAUGUCAUGUCUUGGUGUGCCUGCUGUGUAGGAGUGCCUUUUUUUGUUUGUGCAGAUUUGUUAUGGAUAACUUUAAAUGAUAUCUAUGCUUAUAAAUUAAGUGAUUUUGAAUUGCUGUAUAAAGGUGAUAAGUGCUAAGCUUGUCCUUAUGAAUUACUUGAAGUGAUACAUAAUUCAUAAUUUAUGUGCUUUGAGCUGAAGAAGUAACUAUGAGAGUGAUUACUGCUGGGUGCAUUUGCGAAUGUUGUGUCAACUUCUGAUAGUAUAUCUGCCCCUUACACCUACUUGUGCUUCUCUUUUUUUUCAUUUGUGUCACUGAAGAGUAGUAUAUACCAUAUUUUAAGCAUGUUCAAGUUCCACAGGGGUGCGACUCCUGUGCCAUUUGCACCAUUUUGAUACAAACGCAAAUUACUGCAACAAACUGCGCCAACCACAGAAAAUUGUCCGCCACACUGUGCCAGAAUGGCUUGGCCAUGUGUGUACAGCGAGCGGAUUCAUUCUCUGAAAAGGAGUACAGCCGUUCACAUUCCACACACUGCGUGACGGUGCCUCCUGCACAGUUUCUAGUAAUUUUCACAAUUAUAACAGUGGAUUUUUCGGCGCUUGCAGUAAGCAGCUGGCACGCGCAAAGCCACUCUCGACUGUCAUCACUACUGUCGGAAUGGCCAGGGUGGCUGUAUUUAAAGUGUAAUAAAAUACGUUUAAGUGGGCUGAGUGGCACAGCGCUCCCUAGCUGAGGUGCAAAACCAUGAAAAGUAGGCUGAGGGCGCUGCGAGCGAGCUAGGUAUUAGGGAGGCGUGCGCUGCAGGAGGUUCAGCGGAUGGCUUUCUCCGUCCUCGGGGCCAGUACAACUUAAAACUAUUCAAAUCUGUUUUUAUGCCCCUAUGGGCGAGGCCUUAGCCAUUCUGACUAUCACUAAGGGCUAAUGGCAGAUUUCGAAUAAAAGCAGACGGGGAUAGUUUUGUGUUAUAGUACCACAAAGUUAAGCAUUAGGUGCUUUGGAAUUGCCCUGGUCUAUUAUGUAGAAAUGGCUUUCAAUAAACCAGAGUUGUUCACAACUCUGGCUUCAUGGUAUGGUCUGUUGGUGAAGCGCAUUUCGAGACACUUCACGCACACUGUCAAUACAUUAAAGAAAAAUGUAUCUGUAAAAAAUGUCUUGGCCUACUUUUCGAAAUUUCGGACUCACUAUUGCAGAAUGCAUGUCUUUUUGUGAUUGCUACUGCUAAUUAAAAAUAUACAGGCAUUUUGUCCAAAAUUUGUGCGCACUAGAUGGUUUCAGUAUCAGAGUAAUCAGCUUCAAAAUUUACCUUAAGAUGUUGCUUAAGACUGUUGCAGCACAGCGCUCAUGUUGGUUUGUUCUGUAUUUCGUCGUGGUUUCGAAGUGUGCUGCCAUUUUUCGUAUUCUGUUAUUCCACCAAAAUUCACAUUGGCCUGUUCCAAGCUGCUCCAAAAUGCUACUUUGUCACCUCCAAGCUGCUCUGAAAUGCAGUUUUGCUUGCUUCGAAAAUUGCCCCAAAAUGACUUUGGGCAGUCCCCCCACAGGUCUUCCGGAAAGGGCAUUUCUUGACUUCAGAUGCAACCUCUCUGCAAUACACUUUACAUUGUGGUAAAGUAGUACCUAAGGUUCUCUUUUUUAUGUGUGUGUGUUCGCAAUAACGCAUGUGUAUGUUGAGUGCACCUGAAGGCAAACUAUGUAUAAAUGGUCUGCAAAUUGCCUCGAAGCCACACCAUGGCUUCACCACAUAGAAGCACUUAAAGUGGUGUUAACUGAAA